AGUAGUUGUUACUUCCGACAUAAUUUCCUCAUCAAAAGGCAAUUUUUGAGAAAGUCUAGCUUUCCUUAUGACACUGACAUAUUUACAUCAAAACACCAAAUGGCUGUAUCUAAUAAAUCAAGAUGAUAAUCUCAAACAGCCACAAAGUUAGAAAGCAAAUUUGCUUACAACGCAGGUGGGUCAGCGACUCAGUGUCUUCUACUUUAGGGCUGCUUUCUUGCAAUUUAAAAGGAACACAUCCCUGCUCAUCCUUCCCCUCCAUUCAUCAAGACGUGGCUUCAAGGUAAAACCACUGCUCGUUUCCUUCUCCAAAUUGCAAACCUCCAAGCCACUCCCUUCAGAUAUGCAACAAAAUUGUGUAGCCAAUUUAGCAUGCCUCCCUGGCUUGGACUUCACUAGCUUUUUCCUACCACAAAAUGAUCCCCACAUCUAUGAUUUCAGUCCACUGGACAUGGUUGAUCCAUACAACUGCAAUGGAAGUACCACCAUCAGCUCAAUGUCUGCUGAGACAGCAGACAAUCAAGAGAGGCACGGCAAUGAUGAGAGGAAGAAGAGAAGGUUAGCAUCAAACCGUGAGUCUGCAAGGAGGUCGCGUGUGAGGAAGCAGAGGCGCUUGAAUGACCUGUCGUCGCAGGUUGCAGAGCUCCUAGAUACAAAUCAGAGGCUUCUUAUUGAGCUCCACCACAUGAUCGCUAAGCAUGCUCGCAUAGUUCGUGAGAAUGCCAAGCUCAGAGAAGAAGCUGCUGACCUGCAGAAAAGGCUCGAUGAGAUGGAUGUAGAAGAAGCUGAAGCUGCACCACGGACCCCUGAGGUGGUUUAGUUUGAGAAAUCGUACAAUAUCGUGGUUAGUAGCCGUGUAGUACUGUUACGUAAAUAGAUAUAAUUCGGUGGUCAAUUUGUGGAAAGGGAGCAAAUAUAUAAGUACAUAGUAGAUUACAAGCUCUUUAUGUAUUCUUUCAUGAUUUUUUUUCUUUACCUGAUAUGCAUUGGUAUAGUCAAGCUCUAACCAAAACAUAGCAAGGCAUGUUUUUCGUCUAUAGAAACCUGACUAGUUGAUUCA
Molecule: messenger RNA, 1060 nt
Organism: Setaria italica (foxtail millet)
Lineage: Eukaryota; Viridiplantae; Streptophyta; Magnoliopsida; Poales; Poaceae
Product: basic leucine zipper 8
Exons: 1
Coding region: 344-820 (158 amino acids)
Biological process (GO): regulation of DNA-templated transcription
Molecular function (GO): DNA-binding transcription factor activity
Source: RefSeq, a predicted model, not a curated record